GCUAUGCUGAGACGGCUGCGGACUGUUUCUUUUUUUUCUUUUUUUCUUUCUUUCUCUUUCUUUUUCUUUCUUUCUUUUUUUCCGCCUUAUCCCGUUUCUCAUUCUUUUUUUUUCUUUCUUUCUCUCACCUGCUUUCUGUCACACAGGACCCAUCAUCUCAUCCUACCAAGAUCCUCAUAAUGGGAGGGACAUUAAGGACCUCGCCGUAUAUGGAUUAAAGGUGCCUGCGAUGCCGAGAUCACCGUUCAAAAGCCACGUCCACCAUCGCUGAAAUCGAGUAGCCACUUAAGGCUCACUUGUAAGGGAGGGGAGACACUCAGGAUCAAAGCUCUUAAACAACAGAGAGUUAAAGAGGAAAAAGAGAGGAAAAAGUGUGUGUGUGUGUGUGAGAGAGAGAGAGAGAGAGAGAGAGAGAGAGAGAAAGAAAGAGAGAGUGCAGCAAAGAUUUGCCUAUCUUGCAAUUUCAGAGACCGUCAUCACAAUUUAAUAAGAAUCUGAAGUCGUCUUUAGUCAGUGUGUGUGUGAGCGAGCCAGCAGACUUACUGUAAAAUGAUUUUAUGAACAAGACGCUGCAGGAAAAAGGCUCCGAGGAGAGAAUUUAAAUUUUUACAACGGGGCCGUUUAAGGGGCCCUUUUCAUUUCAUGAUUAGAAGCAAGUUUGCCAUGUGAUGUCAAAUGGCACCGGAUGUACCCUUGUUCGUCCAAUGGAACUGUUGCGAGUUUUUGUUUCCUAAUGAUGAUGACGAUGAUGAAAUUUGCCUGAACUCGAUCACCUUGCAGGAUCGUCACCCUGUGAGUUACAAGGACAGCCUGGCUGAAAAAGAAACCCAAAACAGCUCGAAUAUUUUGUUCCUCAGUUCAGAGAGAACCCCUCAGGGUCCGACACCAUUCUCUUUACUCUCUACAUAAUUUCUACUCUUUAGAAAACAAAACCAAAAAAACCUCUAGUAACAAAUCAACAAAUAAAAUGGCUGCUGGAGUCGCAACAUGGUUACCUUUUGCUCGGGCAGCGGCAGUUGGCUGGCUUCCUCUGGCCAAAAAGACUAUGCCCAAACCCCCUGUUGAUAAAAAGAGCCGCAACGAUGAGAUCCUGAUAGUUAACGUGAGCGGGCUGCGCUUCCAGACAUGGAAAAACACCCUGGACCGUUAUCCUGACACCUUGCUGGGAAGCUCUGAAAAGGAAUUCUUCUUUAAUGAAGACACUCAGGAAUAUUUCUUUGAUAGGGACCCGGAGAUGUUUCGGCACGUCCUGAACUUCUACCGCACAGGCAAGCUGCACUACCCACGGCAGGAGUGCAUCCAAGCUUUCGACGAGGAGCUGGCUUUCUACGGCAUUGUCCCGGACAUCAUCGGGGACUGCUGUAUGGAAGAGUACCGUGACCGCAAAAAGGAAAAUCAGGAGAGGCUGGCAGUGGACACGGAGGCAGAGAUGGCGACAGACCAACCCUUACCUCCAAACAGCACACCUCGUGAGCGCUUGUGGAGAGCUUUCGAGAAUCCGCACACCAGCACGAUGGCUCUGGUGUUCUACUACGUCACAGGAUUCUUCAUUGCCGUUUCAGUUAUUGCUAACGUAGUGGAGACUGUGCCGUGCCGAGCACCCAAAGGCAGCCAAAAGGACUUGCCUUGUGGUGAGAAGUACUCUGUGGCAUUCUUCUGCAUGGAUACGGCAUGCGUGCUCAUUUUCACAUUCGAGUACCUGAUGAGGUUAUUCGCCGCCCCCAGCCGCUGCAAGUUCAUGCGCUCGGUGAUGAGCGUCAUUGAUGUUGUGGCCAUCAUGCCCUACUACAUUGGCUUGGUCAUGCCUGAGAAUGAGGAUGUGAGCGGUGCUUUUGUCACGCUUCGUGUCUUUCGGGUCUUCCGCAUCUUUAAGUUCUCGCGCCACUCACAGGGCUUGCGCAUCCUUGGCUACACGUUAAAGAGCUGUGCCUCUGAGCUUGGCUUCCUCCUCUUCUCCCUCACCAUGGCCAUCAUUAUCUUCGCCACAGUUAUGUUCUAUGCAGAGAAAGGCACCAAGGAAACCAACUUCACCAGCAUUCCAGCGUCCUUCUGGUACACCAUUGUCACUAUGACAACGCUGGGAUAUGGAGACAUGGUUCCUAACACCAUCGCCGGCAAAAUCUUUGGCUCCAUCUGCUCUCUGAGUGGCGUCCUGGUGAUCGCACUUCCUGUUCCUGUCAUAGUGUCCAACUUCAGUCGCAUCUACCAUCAGAACCAGAGAGCUGACAAGAUGCGAGCCCAGCAGAAAGUGCGUCUGGCCAGGAUUCGCUUGGCUAAGAAAGGAAUCACUAAUGCAUUCCUGCAGUACAAAGAUGAAGGGGGACUACAGGAGUAUGACGGCGACAGUGGCGCUCUGUGUCUGAAGAACAGGUCGUCCUUCGAGCACCAGCACCACCAUCUGUUACACUGUCUGGAGAAGACCACGAACCACGAGUUUACUGAUGAGCUGACCUACAGCGAGAUGUGUAUGGCAGAGUCGGUGGGCUUCCGUACCAGCCGCAGCACAUCGAUCUCCAGCCAACAAGGCGUCUCGACCUCUUGCUGUCCUCGCCGGGCCAAGAGGAGAGCAAUUCGCCUGGCUAACUCCACUGUAUCAGUGAGCCGUGGCAGCAUCCAAGAGCUAGAUACCCUGCAUGUGCACAAGAGCCCGUCUGGUCCUCAGAGUCGAUCGAGCCUCAAUGCCAGGACAGAAGACCUGAAGUUAAACUGUGAAGAGCGAGACUUCACGGCAGCCAUCAUUAGCAUCCCGACUCCUCCAGCCAACACGCCUGACGAAAGCCUGCCAUCGUCGCCUGCUAUCCCAGGCAUCCUGCGAAACUCCCGCUGCUCCUUCAGUCAUGAGGUUGUCAAGAUCUCGUCCUUAUAACAAAACCACCUCCAAGCACAGAGCUUUCCUCCAAUGCACAAACAGGAAGGAGGGAGCUUUUCAUGUCAGACUUGACUGUAUCACCAAAAUAUCAUCCAAAAAUACAACGAAUUUGACAAAGGCACCCAGCUACAGCUUCAUCCCAAAUUGAAAGCUCCCUCAAGGUUCUGUGAGGAAAAAAAUCAGCAGGAACUAAGACGUGAACCGAAGAGGGUUUAAUUACAGCCUUUUUUGGAGGACUGUUUGCUGGGCAUUUAUGAAAUUAUGUUUCUUUCACAGAUCUGCAUUGGGUAUUCUUCCUUUCUUGGGAAAAAAACAGGAAGUGAGAAAAGACUCACUUUUUUUUUUUUUUUUUGAUGAUGAUGAUGAUGAAAAAAUAUUGGAUAUCAUGGAUGAUGUAGUGUGUGCAAUCACAGGGCCAGUAUUAAGAGUAUGAAGACAGAACUAUAUUCCUAUAUAGAUAUAUCUUUAGAGAGGAGGACAUACAAAUACUGUAU
This is a messenger RNA of Tachysurus vachellii, 3363 nucleotides long. It is a transcript of the gene kcnd1, whose product is annotated as potassium voltage-gated channel, Shal-related subfamily, member 1. The transcript has 7 exons. Gene Ontology annotation, cellular component: voltage-gated potassium channel complex; membrane. NCBI's taxonomy places the organism in Eukaryota, Metazoa, Chordata, Actinopteri, Siluriformes, Bagridae. Gene Ontology annotation, molecular function: protein binding; A-type (transient outward) potassium channel activity. The coding region runs from base 968 to 2866 and encodes 632 amino acids. Gene Ontology annotation, biological process: protein homooligomerization; potassium ion transmembrane transport. The record is from RefSeq and is a predicted model, not a curated record.